UCAAACGUCCGAAUCACGUGACGUUCCUUCAUCGUCAACAAACCCCUCGACACAGCUCGAGCAACAGUUUUAAUAUGGAGCCCAGCGCAAACUUGGAAAUACUUGAGUCCGAGGUAACGUCAUUGGAAGAUGACACAACGUCAAAAGUGGAGAAAAACCCUCCUGAUGUCAAAGUGAGGAAUAUUAAGUGGGUUUCACGACAAGACUUCACGGUGGAAGUCGGAGCAAAGCAGAUCAGGGACUAUAUUCGAACCUGGGAGCUGCAGCCGUGCUGGAUUUUCAGUCUGGACUACCUGUUCUCUACCGAGGAGGGCUGUCACACCUUCUACCACUACACAUCCCGCUGGAGCACGCCGAGCCCACGGAGGCCGAUCCGUGGGACAGCUAGCGUCCACUUCAUCGUGGACGUGUCCAGUGUGGAGCCGCAAAUCUCGCCCGUAGACGUGCAGUUCUACGUGGAGUCCAACAGGUUGAGGCACACGGCUGGGAAGACCAGGUUCCGGGAGAAGUGGCUGACUGACGUGAUUGAGAGCAAAGCAGCGCUUCACAAAGUGGCGGAUCUUUGAAACUGUUUCAUGAACCUUGAAACGGCUAACGGACGGCUAGCUCGUCCAGUUAGCUUAAAGCACCACAUGACUGUAUCAACGC
Molecule: messenger RNA, 648 nt
Organism: Thalassophryne amazonica
Lineage: Eukaryota; Metazoa; Chordata; Actinopteri; Batrachoidiformes; Batrachoididae
Gene: akap14
Product: A-kinase anchoring protein 14
Exons: 1
Coding region: 75-566 (163 amino acids)
Cellular component (GO): cAMP-dependent protein kinase complex
Molecular function (GO): protein kinase A regulatory subunit binding
Source: RefSeq, a predicted model, not a curated record